GUUCACACGUGGACUUGCUGCAUUGUAGGCAGUGAAUUAGCCAGGUUUUAUCUACCGGAUUACUUACCUGAAAAAUCAUUCUCACACAGACAUACUCAUUGUUGGCCAGACCUUGAGGAACAUAUUGCGUAUGAAUAUUUUAUUUCGAUAGACUGACUCCAGGCUGCAUAUGAGAAAAGAUCAAUCUUGGUGUCAAGACUAGCCAGAAUGAAGUGGUCAAGGGCUGAUUGAUUUAUCCACCUUUUGUUGCAAAGAGUCUACACAAGAUUAGAGCAGCCACACAAACGAGAUUGCCAAGAACUAAUCCACUGGACCAUGUUCAGUUUGAUUUGCACGUAAUUUGAUCAUGGUGUUAAAAUCAGUCUGAAUCACUGAACAUUUUCUUCCUUCUCCAAGACUUGCAUCAAUGUGAUGUCUGAAACAAUUAUCAUGAAUUCUAUAUAGAGAUUCUCAGAGUAUUUUUUGUUGGUCAACAUGGCAGAGAGUCGUACUGUGAUUUUUUUAUACCUAUGUUUGACUUUAAUCCUGUUGUGUCGCAGUCAAGAAAACACCAUCACAUAUCACUUAUAUGAAGAGCAAGACAAAGGAACAUUUGUGGGAAAUGUGGCUCGGGAUGCGCUUUUGUAUGGAAGUGUACCAGAAGAAGAAUUCCGGAGAUUGAAGUUUACAUUUUUCACCACUGGAAAUCCUUUUGUUCGGUUCUUUACCAUAGAUGAAAAGACUAGCACCAUUCGAACAACCAGAAAAAUUGACAGAGAAAAAGUGUGUCCAUUUAAAGAAAAGUGUCUUAUGAAUAUAGACAUAGCUGUGUAUAUAAGAGAUGCCAGAAGAAACAUAUAUGAUCUGAAAGAACUGUAUCAGGUUAAAAUCAUCCUGAAUGAUUUGAAUGAUAAUCCACCAAUGUUUCCUCAAGAAUCAGUCAGCAUAUCAGUCUCAGAGUCCGUGCCUGUGAAUCACAUUCUGCUCACAAGUGGUGCUGUAGAUAAAGACACUGGAGUCAACAAUUCUGUAAUGUCCUAUGACAUUGUACCUGUGAAUGGAAUUUUUGGACUUAAAGUCAUAAAAAACUACGAUGGUACUUCAGAUUUAGGUUUGGUAGUUAAACAUAAAUUGGAUCGUGAGACUAGAGACUUUUUUCAAGUGAUUAUUGUUGCCAAAGAUGGUGGAUACCCUCAGAAGACCGGAUCUGUGACAGUGAACAUAUCCAUCACAGACUACAAUGAUAAUCGGCCAGCUUUCUUACAGGCAACAUACACUGUGAGCAUUCCAGAGAACUACCCUAUUAAUGCUACCAUUUUAACAGUGUCUGCUGUGGACCAAGAUGCAAAUGAAAAUGGGAAAAUUUCCUAUCACUUCAGUUCUCGUGUUUCAGAUAAAAUUAGAAAAGCUGUCUCUAUUGACUCCAAGUCUGGCAAAGUUUUGGCCAAGGGACCCAUAAAUUAUGAAGUUGAUAAACAGUUCCAGUUUAUGAUUGAAGCACGAGAUCAUGGUACACCACCACUACCUUCUCUAGCAGCUGUCAUCAUCAACAUUGUUGAUGUCAAUGACAAUGCACCCCAUAUCAGCAUCAACUUAGCCCCAGAAGGUGCUGACAUUCCAGAGGGAAUGGAAACAGGAAAGUUCAUUGCCCAUGUUUCUGUAUCUGAUGGUGAUAGUGGUAGAAAUGCUCAGUUUGACUGUCGAAUGGACGAUGAUCAUUUUGCACUGGAGAAGUUUUACGACAACAUUGACAACAUCUUUAAGAUCAUCUUAAAUCAACGACUUGAUCAUGAGACAACACCUUCUCUUAAGGUUACCAUUACAUGUACGGACAAAGGAGAUCCUCCACUGUCAAAUUCUACCAGUUUUAUUGUGACAGUUCUUGAUGAGAAUGACAACACCCCCAUCUUCAGUAAAAGUCUGUUUACUGGAAGCAUUAUUGAAAACAAUGCUAUUGGAGAAGAGAUUCUUCGAACAACAGCAACAGACUGGGACAGUUUGGAAAAUGGUCGCCUGACAUACUCUUUAGACAGCAAAGCCAAGUCUUCAUUUACUAUUGACCCUGAUUUGGGAAUCAUCAAAGCUGGGAAGGUCAUUGAUAGAGAGAAGGAAACUGAAUUUCGAUUUCAUGUAAUUGCAACAGAUCAUGGAGACAGUCCAAAGUCAUCAUCAGCUGAAGUAAUCAUCACUGUUGAUGAUCAAAAUGAUCAACCACCCAAGUUUACUAAGCAUCAUUUCACAUUUUACCUUCCAGAAAACAAACAUGUUGGCUUUGAAGUUGGCAAUAUUACUGCAGUUGAUCUGGACCAACCCAAAUACAACAACUACCUCUUUUCCAUAUCUGCUGAUUCCAACGUUGAGGAUCUUUUCUCACUGGAUCCUUGGGCUGGGAGGCUCACCACUUCACGUAAGUUUGACCACGAGGUUGAUGUGAUGUUCAACUUCACUGUUUUCGUACAAGACCCACAGGUUCCAAGUUUUACUGACAGUGCGAAUGUGACUGUCGUCAUAUUAAAUGCUAAUGAUCAUAAACCGACAAUAACUGUGCCCACUGAAGACAACAAUACAAUCACUGUGUCAGCAGGAACAAAGCCUGGAACUGUCUUGAUAACAAUCAAGGCAUAUGACAGUGAUGAUCUAAAUGCUAAACUUGCAUAUCAGAUAAGAAGGGGCAACAAGAAGAAGCUUUUUGAGCUUGAUCGUGAAACUGGAGUGCUUAGUGUUGCAGAGAAUAUAGAAAAAGCUGAUGCUGGAUUGUAUAAGCUUCUUAUCUUUAUAAGUGAUGAUGGUAGCCCCGUGCAGACAUCCCACAUUGUUCUCAACAUCAUAGUGCCUGGACAAAAUUCAACAGCAGUUUCUGGUGAUGGUGACCCCAACAUGCUUGUUGUUAUAAUCCUAGUCUCAGUGACAUCUGUUCUCACCAUUGCAAUUGUCACAACAAUAUGCAUGAUCAAGCACAUUGACCGAGAACGCCAACAUGCCAGUGUGGUGAUGCUCAAGGGUGAAGAAGAGAAAAUGUUUGGUGGCAAAAGAGGAAGUUUUUCUUCGGUGUCAACAGAUUCCAAUGAAAACAAGGAUGGACUGAAGAAGAAGAAGGAAGUGAGCUUUUCCCUGGAGGAGGAGAAAGAUGUUCACAACAUAAGUGGCUCAUCUGGUAUUGCUUCCUUUACAACCUUCCGCAAUCCAAACGACUCACAGACAGAUACCCUGGAACUGCAUAAGAACUCUUACCAGCCAAUGGAGAAAGAUAUACCUCUACAGACAAACCCCGACAAACACUGGGGACAACACGAGGCUCACAACCUGCUGGAGAUUCUGAAGCGUCCAGAACUGGAGGAGAAGACAGAGACUGGAACCAGUGACAGUGGACAUGGGGGGAGCGAGGAGGAUCUCACCACCAACUGCCCUGACCUGGGGGGUGAGCACAAAGAAGCACGACAGUUUUACCCAACUGCAUUCCAUGGUGGCAGUGGACGAGCCACUACUACAGUAGACAAGAAACCUCCCCGUAACCACGGCAACAGCAACAACAAGAAAACCGUCAUCACUCCAAGGAAAGAAUACGACUUGAGAGCGCCGGAGAAUCGGUUCCCCUCACAUUCCCAGUCUUUUGACAACAUGUUCCACUACAACACAGCUCCCCGCUCCCACCAGUACGGACAGACGGACACUCUGCACACGUUUGGCAGGUCACAGACGCCAAACGACCUGACAACCUUCUCUUCGCAGAGGAAACCCUUCAGCUCACAGAGCACACACUGCUCCCCCAACACACACUGUCCGCCAAAACACCCAAACUUCAUGCCUGCCUCUCAGUGGAGAGCCGAUCUGUCACUGGGCAGGGACAGUGAUCGCAGGACAAUGGCGACAGGUUGUGCAGUCAAUCCAGACGAUCUCAAACAGGAGAUUGAUCAACUUUUCUUCAAAGAUGCAGUUGUGUGAUAAAUAAUUACUUUAAAAAACCCCAACGUUUUCAUUCUUCUGUGUUUUUGGAGGAAGUUUUUGUUUCUUGUGUAAAGAAUAUGUGAAUUUGUGGGUGUCAGUAUUGUGUGCAAUUUCUUGAUGUGUCAAAGAAAAACUUCUUUCUAAUACUAUAGAAUGCUGUCCACUUAAAAUACUUUUAUUAUGCAUAUAACCUGUACCUCAGUUUACUAUGAUGAAUGCAAUUUGACACUUAAAAAAACUACACUCUUGACAAAACAUCCUGUGUAAGCAAAUCAAUCAAGUGUUCAUGUACAAGUGAACUGUAAUUUCAAAGGAUUGUUGUUAAUUCUGAAAGUAUGUUGCUCUACGUUAAUGAAUUGACUGAAAGCUGCCCAGUGUUUAUGUCAAACUUCAAAAUACUUUGCAGAAAUGGAUCUAAUGAAAUAUAAAGUAGCGUCCUAAAUCCUGAUUACAUGAUAUAUACAGUCGUACUGUAAACUUCUCAGAACUUGACUAAGAAAGCUACAAUAGUGCUACAUUUUGAGACUGAUUAGGAAAUGAACUCCAGUGUUCGGUGUUUCUGAAGGUUCAAUGAUCUUGCCCAAGUCUCAGUCACGUGAUCACAAACUUGACUACAAGGACAAUGUUGCAGGACGUUUUCAAGAAGCCAACAUCAUCGAGAUGCAGAUGUCCUGAAUCAGAAUAAUGUGUUUCAUACACUAAUGACAGACAGUAUAAAACACAUUUAUCAUUUACAGUAUAGUACACAGUAACUCAGAAUGUAUUUCAUGCACUCAGUAUAACAUGAAUUUAUCAUGUACAGUAUAAUACACUGUACAUGUCAUCAAUGAAAAUGUUUCAUAUAUUGACGACAGACUAUAACAAAACUUUAUUAUUUAAAGUUUAAUACACUGUAGAUGUCAUCAAUCAGAAUAAUGUGUUUCAUACAUUGAUGACAAGAUAAUAUAACACAUAGUUAAUAAGACUGUUGUUUGCAAUGGUGUUUAAAAAGUCAAAUACAAAUACAUUAUCAUUCUGCAAUUAAGAUUUGAAAUAUAUUCCACAUUCUUAUGACAGGACAUACAGUUUGGCUACAAUGAUCACAGAAACCAAAAAUGACAAGAAAAACAGUUUGGCUACAAUGAUCAUCAUUCCAGAAGCCAAAAAUUACAAGACUUACAGUUUAGCUACAAUGAACAUCAUCACAGAAGCCAAAAAUUACAAGACAUACAGUUUGGCUACAUUUUAGCAAUUCAGUCCAUCAAACCAGUUAAAGACAAGCUCUGCAUCCAUGUUACACAGUUAAGUUACUAAGAUAUUGAGUGUUUAUCAGAUGGCUUAUCGGUACAAGCUGUCUAUUUGUCAGUCAUUCUUCAUGAGAUUGGUAACAGUAUAUGCAUAUCAGAUACUAAAAAGCAGGCACAUGUUAAUGUACAUUUCUGACAUGAGGACACUCACUGGUGAUGCUUGCUUUGUUUUCUUUUCUUUUUGCACCUAAUGUUAAUAAAUGUGAUAGAAGUGAAAUGAUGACCUAAAAUGUUUAUAAAAUAACUGAGAACAAAAACUGUUGAGAAAGAGAAUGAAAAUAACUAAUUUGGAAGCAAAUAUGACCUGAUCGUGGUUAUAGUCGAAUAAAUGACAGAUAUAUCAUGAUAGCUGUGACAUGUAUCAUGUAAUCUAGAGACUUAUACUGAUGUACAAUCACAGACAGUUCAUAGAGUGAUAUUUAUUAAUAUACUGUGACAUGUUGUGUGUACCGGUUCUUGUACUUUUGUCAUACAAUUGUCAAUGUUUUGCACAAUAUAAUAUUAUGUUUAAUUUAGUUUGCUGAUAAAAUGCUAAGCUGAAAUAAAUAAUUGGCCAGGUAUGGGGUUGAUGUUUAAUUGUUAGUGUAUGGUUAAUAGUCAAUGAGUGAAAAGCCAGCGUAGUGGCCAGGCUCUGUAUUCAUAAACGUACUUAAGUCAAUGUAUCAUACUUAUUUAUGUAUUUUAAGUAUGUAUUUAGGUAUCAUACAUUGACUUUAGUACGUUUAUGAAUACAGAACCUGGCCUUACAACUCCAUGCUGAUCAAGCCUUUAAAACUCACUGGAUUGAAACCAGUACUGGGAUGCAAAAUUUUACACCUGCCAGCUUUUAGGCCAGUAAAAUAAAAAUCGACAUAAAUGGACAUCCAUUUACAGUACUUUUAGAAAUGUUUAUUAAAAGUAGUUUUUGAAAUUUAAUUUUAUGCAGAUGUGCAAUAUCAUAAAAAAACAUGUUUUAGAAAAAUGAUUUAAAAAAAAGUAUUCUGCUUAAAACUAUAUAUUUAAAAAUUCAACUAUUUAUGAUAGUAACUUCUCUAUAAUGUUUUUCACAGUUCUAUGAGAGAAAACUUGAUUAUGAAUUCACAACUUACCUUAAUUGUUGAAAAAUUUUUUAUCCCUAAAGAUAUCAAACAAAUUAUCUCAUAUUUUGUAGAACAAAAGUUUUUUUUAAAGAUUACACUACCAGAACAUUAAUGAAAAUAAAUUAUUUAUAGACAACAUGAUGAUGAUACAUUUUUACAUCAAGAUGGAUACACAAGCAGGGUUAAUUGUGCCAGUUGAUUUUUAAAUUCAUACUGGUACCAGUACAAUGUAAUUAUUUUGUUCUACACAAUUAGGUACCAGUAUUGUGUACAAAAAUAGCUUCAUGUGAUUGCUUUUGGAAAAAAAAGGUAUCAUUAACUAAAUUGAAAGCACCAUGGUUAUAUAUUAGUUAACAUUAAAAGAGAGUUAUAAUUUAAAACAUUAUUAGUAUGUAAUAAAUAACUGCAAAUCAAUUGAUUCCAUUUACCAGCUAUGGUCAACGAUUCGUUUCAUGUCCUAAUAAUGUCUGAAAGUUGAUACAGUCUGAUUUUACAAAUUGAUAUUACAGUGUACUUGAUUAUCAGUUUGUUUUCAUUCAAGUGAAACUUUUAAUUAUGACUUACAUAGCACUCAUAAUUAUUACCUUUCAAUAAUAGUUUUCUGAUCAUUAUUGGAUAAUCAGUCUUAAUAAGAUUCAGUAAUUAGAAAGACAUUAUACUUCUUGACAAUGAUAGAAAGGACUUUCUGUUGACUUUUUUUUCUCUUUUUUUUAAUCUUUUCAUGGUGCUAUGCUUUUGUGCUAACAUGUAGUAUUGUCUGUAUAUACAUAUUGUUACUGCUAUUUAAGCAUUAAACAUAUGUGUUUUAAGAUUUUAAAGCUAAAUAUAACAUUUUGAUAAGAACAUAUCACAAUUAUAUAAAUAGAACAUGUAUUUGCUAAUGUUAAAUAGAUUAUAAAAUUAUUCUUAUGUGUAUAUGUAAUACUUCACAUUGCUUAUGAAUUGGUUGCAUUCACAAAACAUUCUUGUAUGUACUAUUAUAUGUAUUUAUUUUUCUAUACAAAACUGAAAUAAAACAUAUAA
This is a messenger RNA of Gigantopelta aegis, 7312 nucleotides long. Its product is annotated as protocadherin-11 Y-linked-like. Gene Ontology annotation, molecular function: calcium ion binding. The record is from RefSeq and is a predicted model, not a curated record. Lineage: Eukaryota; Metazoa; Mollusca; Gastropoda; Neomphalida; Peltospiridae. Bases 475 to 3921 code for a protein of 1148 amino acids. Gene Ontology annotation, cellular component: plasma membrane. The transcript is spliced from 7 exons. Gene Ontology annotation, biological process: homophilic cell-cell adhesion.